Molecule: messenger RNA, 1148 nt
Organism: Bactrocera oleae (olive fruit fly)
Lineage: Eukaryota; Metazoa; Arthropoda; Insecta; Diptera; Tephritidae
Product: glutathione S-transferase 1
Biological process (GO): glutathione metabolic process
Molecular function (GO): glutathione transferase activity
Source: RefSeq, a predicted model, not a curated record
CUCUUUUUCAUACAGACUAACUCCACUGUGCAAGGUAUAAAUAGCUAAUCAGCAAUAGCUUUUAUAAGUCUGUUGAAACUCGUUGCCGGGUAAACGUUUCAUCUGUUUAUUUCAUUGUUGAAAAAAAAGAAUCAAAAUAAAAGAUAUGGGCAAACUUGUGUUGUAUGGUAUAGAAGCCAGUCCACCAGUGCGUACUGUAUUAUUGACAUUGAAUGCAUUGGAUUUACCAUAUGAAUUUGUAGCUGUAGAUUUGUUUGCUCAAGGCAAUAAAUCGGAGGAAUAUCUGAAAAUUAACCCAACCGGUACAGUACCGGCUUUAUUGGAUGACGGUCAAGCCAUUUCGGAUUCACACGCCAUUAGCGCGUACUUGGCAAGUAAAUAUGGCAAAGAUGAUUCACUCUAUCCUAAAGAUUUGGUGAAACGUUCAGUUGUCGAUCACCGCUUGUACUUUGACGCUGGUGUAGCCUUUGAACGUGCCCUGCGCGGAACAACAAAACCUAUUCUCUUCAAUAAUGAAACGAAUGUACCACAGCAAAAAAUCAACAAUAUCGCCGAAGUGUAUGAUAUAGUGAACAAAUUACUACAGAAUCAUCCUUAUGUUGCUGGCGAUAAUUUGACCAUUGCGGAUUUUUCACUAAUAACAUCAAUCUCCUCAUUGCAAGCUUAUUUAGAGAGCGAUGUCGCUAAGUAUCCCAAUUUGGUUGCAUGGAUUAAGCGCUUGGAGCAGUUACCUUACUAUGAGAAAGCGAACGGCAAUGGCGUUAAACAGUUAAUCGAAUUGAUAAAGUCAAAGAAUAUAACCAUCGUAUCUUAAACUGUUGGUGUUUAAUCGAUUUCUUUUUGUAAAAUUGUUUCCAAUAACACAGUUAUAUUAUUAUGUAAUAUACCUAUAAUGAAAAAUGCACGACUGAAAAUAUUAUAUAAUAUAUACCUACUUGAUACAUGCAUAUGUAUUGUAUAUUGCAAAUAAAUAUUUAAUAUUACUAGGAGCCCUCCGCUGCGCUCCGGGACGCUCGCCCCCCGCGUCCGCCCCCCGCCGAGCGCGAGCUAGCUCGCUCUUAUGUUAGUUGAUUCUCGACAGCAACAGAAAACUUAUAUAUAAUAGAGAGAUAUAUGACUAUCAAAUAUAACAGCAAAGCUUCUCUAAA